AUGUAUCUGCCCCGUCGCACCUCGUUCUCCCUCGAACAAAGGCCCAAGCUCGGGCGCAACACGUCCUCGUCGUCCAUCGUCAGCCUGCACGUACACCAAUCCUACCUCGCCAGCCAGCUCGGCUCCCUCAGCUCCGAGCUCGGUCUCGGCCUCGCCUCUCCCAACCUCGACGAUGACGACCAGCAACGGGCUGCCGCCGCCGCCACCCCUUCCGCCAUGUUCUCUGCGCCCAGCGUGAAGCUGGAUAGCAGCAGCGCGGGCUCCAUGGAUCGCGCCAAGGACGACAACGUCGUCGCGACGGCCACCUCGACUACCGCCCCGGCCACCAGCAGGGACCGGGCGUCCAGGCUGGACGACCUCUUUGCAGGAUCUCGCCAUGCUGCUCCUCAGAAGUCGAAGUCGAAGCCUUCGGGCAGCCACGGCGCAAAGCACGCCAGCCUCCGCGGGUACGCAGAGACUCGGUGGAAGCGCCAGGAGCUGCUCGAGAGCAAGAUCAUGCGCUCCAACGACGUGCAGCGCCUCGAGUGGGAGGCAAAGGCCGCCAUGCUCCGCGACUCGUACCCGCUCGCCAUCCUGCUCCUCUACCGCGCUGGCGUGCUCGGCUCCGCCACCUCCUGCAUCUCGCUCGCCCGCCUCUACGCCCUGGGCAUCACAAAGGGCAACGCGCCCGUCGUCGUCCUCGUCUACCGCGACCCGCUGCGCAGCCUGGCAUGGAGCCUAGAGGCGCUCGCCAUCCUCGAGAGGAGGCUGUCGGCGCAGAUCAAGGCCGCCUCGGCCUCGGCCUCGGUUUCGCGCCGAUUGAGGGAGCUGUGGGAGCCGCCGCUCGAGGCGGUUGCCGUCCUUCUGCGCGCCCUCAUUGCGCCCGAGGUGGCCGCCCUCAGCCCGAUCCAGCGGUCCUCGGUCGCUCUGCCCGACAUCAGCAAGCUCAGCGGGUCCCAGUCUGCUGGCAGGGACGCCCCGAACGCCGAGGCCUCGGAGAAGCAGAAGGAGGACCUCUGGAUCCGCGUCGAAGACGCCAUUUCGAGGCUUGCCGCUCGUCUGCCCGCGGCCGAUGUUGAGGAGACCAUGGGCGAUGCCUCGAUGCCCCCGUCCCGAAUGGCCAGCCUCGGCCCGGACGAGGAAGAUGACGAGGCAGCCCUGCAUCGAGAGCUCGAGUCGCUGCGAGCCCAUGUCAAGUACCUUUCCGCCGCCCUCAAGUCGCGCUCCUUCGUCCUCGACCCUCAGGCUGAACUCUUGGAAGGACUCCGCUCGGCCUGGGCCGGCUGUGCCGCCGUUGACCUGGCGCGAGCGGGCGAUGCCGUCGAGCCAGAGAUCCGCGCGUUUGCCGACAAAGCGCAAGCCUGCCUCGAGUCGAAGCUGUCUGGCGGCAAUCUCGCAGCCGAAGGCGAUCUGUUCCAGCCGCUCAUCCUCUCCCUCGAUCAGCUGCUGCCGGAGCUUUCGAUUCCGGACUACGCGACGCGGAAGGCCCAAGCCGCUGCUACCAGGGCCAACGCCGAACCCCAGCUGGAGGCCAAGAACAAGCGUCCCCGUCGCAACUCGCUCAAGGAGGUGGAGCCCGAGGACAUCGAGACUGCGGCCAAGCACGAGGCCAGCGCUCGCCCCGCCCUGACGAUGCGCCUCGCCUCGACCCCAGCCGCUCCGAGUGCGUCUGUUGCCAGCGUGUUUGCGUCUGGCCAGACUCAGGAGCCUGCGCUUGCCCAGCACACGGCCGACACCCGUCAGCGGCUAACCCGGACCAUCAGCCAGAGCGGCGGCAUCCCGAGCUCGAUUGACCUGGGCAGCGCACGCUCGCCCCCAUCGGUCCAGGAGAUGGAGCGUCGCAGAGCUGCCGAGCCCCCUUCGCCGGCCCUCAGCACCGUCAGCGUCGGAACCGACUACAGCUUCGCCCACGCCCGCCCGCGGCGUCCCUCGAGCGUCGUUUCGGUGACGCCCUCGCUCCUGUUCCCGCCCGGCACAGGCGACGACAGCGGCCGCCUCUCUCCGAGCGACGACAAUCGGCAGAUGCUCUUCCCCGUCUCGUCAAACGACCAGGCCGAAGGGUCAUGUCCGUCCCUGUCGCGCUCCAGGACGGCAUCCCAGCUGGCUCCGGGCAUCCCCGGAGCCCGCCCAAGGCUGGCCAGCGCGGGCCUGGCGAGGCCCCGGGUCACGAGCAUGUACAGCACCCCGUCCACGAGCGGUAUCACCGCAUCUUCCUCGGCGCAGUUCAGCACCUCGACCGCCACGGCCGAUACCAGCCUGCACAGCCUCGACGCCGGCCUAUCGCCUCUCGAUGCCGGCAUGCCGACUCGCAGGCGAACCUCGUCGAACGCCUCGAUCUCGUCGCGCACCCGAGGCAUGGCGCACAUGAUCUCCAAGACGUCGCCGUCGAUCUCCGAGACGCCCGAGGGGUCUCAGCCGUCCCAGGCCGGCCUUGGCGACGCGCGCGGCGAAGUCGCUGCCGGCUCGAUGAGCUCCGGCGCGGGCGGGCGCAAGGCGAGCGACACGCUGCGGAGGCUCAAAGGCCAGCGAUCCAACAGCAGGCUCCACAGCCGCUUUGCGAGCGACGGCAGUGCCGGCGGCGCUUCCGAGCCGGUUCCGGCUAUGCCGAGUUGGGCAAAAGCCCCGGCGGCGUCGCUGCUGCGCCCGUCGACGUCGAAGGCGACCAUCACGACGGACGCCGUCACGGGGCGUUCCGAUGUGCCGAGGAGCGUGCUCUCCGAGCAGCGCCAAGAGCAGUACCAGCCAUCACACCAGGCGCCGCUGACGGCGGCCCAGAGCCUAGAGAGGUCGCGCAUGGCCCACUCGAGCAUCCCGUCGGUGCUCGAAGAGGCAGAGCUCGACAAGGCCCUGACCGGCCCGUCGUUUACGAGCGCUCUCAUGGCCGGCGCGCUGUCUGGACUCACCGUCGACCUGCUCUUCUACCCCAUCGACACGAUCAAGACGCGGCUGCAGAGCUCGCAGGGCUUCCUCGCGGCGGGAGGUUUUAAGGGCGUCUACCGCGGCCUCGGCAGCACCGCCGUCGGCAGCGCACCGGGCGCCUCGGUCUUCUUCACCACCUACGAGUCGAUGAAGCCCACGCUGCGGCGGCUGGCGCCCGACGUGUUUGGAGAGCGCGGCUCGCUGGGACCGGCGGGCCUGCACAUGGCGUCGGCGUCGAUUGCCGAGACGGCGGCCUGCCUGAUCCGCGUGCCCACCGAGGUGGUCAAGUCGCGCCAGCAGACGUCGAGCUACGGCGCCAAGACGAGCACCGCCCAGGCGUUUAGGAUGGUGUUCAAGGAGAGCGGCUUCAGGGGGUAUUACCGCGGCUUCGCCGGCACCGUCGGCAGAGAGAUCCCCUUCACCUGCAUCCAGUUUCCGCUCUACGAACGGCUGAAGCUCGAGAUGUCGCGCUCCAGCCUGCUGGGCCACGACGCCGACUCGGGCGUGUCCAACGAGAAGCGGGUGCGCGACCUGCCGACGUGGCAGGCGGGCAUCGCCGGCAGCAUUGCGGGCGCCAUCGCCGCGGGGCUCACGACGCCGCUCGACGUCGUCAAGACGCGCAUCAUGCUGCACCGCGACGUCGGCGCCGUCGCCGACAACGCGGCCGGCGGCGGAGCGGGUGGCCUUCCGCGCGGCGUCAAUACGCGCAUCCUGCCCACCUUGACCCACAUCUUCCGGACCGAGGGCGUAAAGGCCCUCUUUUCCGGCUUUGUGCCGCGCACCAUGUGGAUCGGCCUCGGCGGCGCCGUCUUCCUCGGCACGUUUGAUGCCGGCGUCAAGGUGCUCGAUCCCUAG
Messenger RNA from Pseudozyma flocculosa PF-1, 3753 nucleotides. RefSeq lists its product as uncharacterized. Gene Ontology annotation, molecular function: S-adenosyl-L-methionine transmembrane transporter activity. The record is from RefSeq and is a predicted model, not a curated record. The transcript is spliced from 3 exons. NCBI's taxonomy places the organism in Eukaryota, Fungi, Basidiomycota, Ustilaginomycetes, Ustilaginales, Ustilaginaceae. Gene Ontology annotation, cellular component: mitochondrial inner membrane. Bases 1 to 3753 code for a protein of 1250 amino acids.